Messenger RNA from Melopsittacus undulatus (budgerigar), 1186 nucleotides. It is a transcript of the gene CA14, whose product is annotated as carbonic anhydrase 14. Gene Ontology annotation, molecular function: zinc ion binding; carbonate dehydratase activity. Lineage: Eukaryota; Metazoa; Chordata; Aves; Psittaciformes; Psittaculidae. The transcript has 11 exons. The coding region runs from base 1 to 1149 and encodes 382 amino acids. Gene Ontology annotation, biological process: one-carbon metabolic process. Gene Ontology annotation, cellular component: plasma membrane. The record is from RefSeq and is a predicted model, not a curated record.
AUGAGUAAAUACCCCCCAAAAAAGGCCAAAAGUGGGAAAUUGGGGGGGAAGGGUCACGCGUCGGGGGUCACGCUGCGGGGGGAGGGGCGUCGGCGGGGGGCGGGGCCCGGUUUGGGGGUCACGUGGGGGAACCAGAGCCGGAGCAUCCCCUCCACCUGCAGCAGCGUGGGCAGGUACCGGGAGCUGCGGGGUCCCCAUUGGGCGUAUGAAGGUCCCCAUGGGCAGCACCAUUGGCCCGAGGCGCACCCGGCCUGCGGGGGGGGGGCUCAGUCCCCCAUCGCCAUCCGGACAUCGGGGGUGCAACCGGACCCUUCGCUGCCCCCGAUCCGGCCCGAGGGCUACGAGAGCCCCGGGGCCGAGCUCCUGGCGCUGAGCAACAACGGGCACACGGCGGUGCUGGAGCUGCCGCGGUCCCUGCGGCUUCGGGGGCUCCCCCGGAGCUUCACUGCGGAGCAGCUGCACUUCCAUUGGGGGGGAGCAGGGAGGAGCGGAGGGGCCGAACACAUCCUGGAUGGGCACCGGGCGGCGGCAGAGAUGCACGUGGUGCACUACGAUGCCGAGCGCUAUGGCAACGCCAGUGAUGCGCAGCACCACAGCGGGGGCCUGGCUGUGCUGGGGGUGCUGCUGGAGGUGGGAGCUGCCCCUCACCCUGCCUACGCCAACAUCCUGAGGCACCUCAGCAGCAUCCGCUUUGCUGGGCAGAGAACCUCCAUCCCCCCCUUCAGCAUCCGGGACCUGCUGCCUUCCCGUCUGGAUCUCUACUAUCGCUACAAUGGAUCCCUCACCACCCCCCCCUGCUUCCAGAGUGUCCUUUGGACCCUGUUCCAGGAGCCCGUGCGCAUCAGCCAGGCCCAGCUGGAGCAGCUCCAGGGAACACUUUAUAGCACAGACGCAUCCGAAGCUGAGCCCCAGCUCCUGGAGGGCAACUUCCGGGUACCCCAAGAGCUCAACCAGCGCCAGGUGCUCUCCUCCUUCCCCAGGGCACCUGAGGGGUACUCAACAGGUGCAGCCAUCGCCAUCAUCAUCGGCUCCCUGGGCGGCUGCAUCGGCCUCUUCCUCAGCAUCCACUUGGUGGGCAAGAGGCUGCGUGUGAAGAGGAGCCAGGAGCAGGACAUUGCCUUCAAAGCCUCCCCCCAUGGUGCCCCCUGAACCCCCCCCCCCAUGGUGGGACAUAAAUAAAGCCCCU